This is a messenger RNA of Scaptodrosophila lebanonensis, 5868 nucleotides long. RefSeq names its product proteasome-associated protein ECM29 homolog. Gene Ontology annotation, molecular function: molecular adaptor activity. The transcript is spliced from 11 exons. Gene Ontology annotation, cellular component: nucleus; cytoplasm. The coding region runs from base 102 to 5744 and encodes 1880 amino acids. Lineage: Eukaryota; Metazoa; Arthropoda; Insecta; Diptera; Drosophilidae. Gene Ontology annotation, biological process: proteasome assembly. The record is from RefSeq and is a predicted model, not a curated record.
CGUCUAACAAGUAUCUCAAUUAUCGGAGCAGCGAUGCUUCCUUUUAAUCGAUAUAAUUGCUCAUAAUUUAUUAAAAUCAUCAAUCCACCACUGACAGUAAAAUGACAACAGAAGCUGGUGCCGAAAUCGAACUUUUGGAACGCGUAUUGCUGCGUCUCGGAUGUGCAGAGACGGAUGAAAAAUUGGAAUCGACAGUGGCAAAAUUCUUACCUCCAGUGAUUCUCAAAAUAAACUCUCCACAUGAACUGGUGCGCACAAAGGUUGUUGAAGUACUAACACACAUUAAACGCCGGUUAACAUCCCGUGGUCAGGUGAAAAUACCAGUGGAGGAGUUGCUUAAUUUAUAUGGCGCUCCUGAAAGUACUACUUUUCUUAAAAAUUUCGCCAUUAUUUUUAUCGCAAUGGGCUAUUCGAGAUUGCCGUUGGAUAACCAAGCUGCGCUUGUUGCCAAUAUGGUGAGCUGCGAAAGUGAACUGGAAGACUAUCAGGACAAACUAUUCACAUUGCUGCUGCCGAUACUGGGUGACAUCAAAAUACCUGAGGAUCCAGCACAGCGCACCAUGUUUCUUAAACUACAAGACAAGCCAGCAAUCACCAAAAGUUUUCUGUCUUUUCUGUUGGAUGUCUUACUACUUCCUUAUGGUAUCACACAGGAUCAUGAAGUCCCGCCAGGAAUGAGUAUGUACUCGUUUAAACGCGUGGUCGCCCACAACUGGCGUGCCGAGGAGCUGGAGAAAACAAAAAAGGGUAUAGUGCGUUUCAUAUGUUCGGGAGUGUUCAUGGACUUGGAGAUUUUCCCUUUGCUGGUUGUGGCGUCGGCCGAUACCCGCUUUAGUGUGGCCACCCCCGCGAUAGCUGAGCUUAGUAAAGUAUGUACCAUGCUUGACUUCGCCAACCCAGCUGUAACUGCUCCGCUUUACACACUCUUUAUUGGAAACCAAAAUAAAAUGACUCAUCGGAAACAAAGUCCGUGCUGUGCUCGCGUGCGUCAAAAGAUAUUGCAAUAUUUGAUAAAAUGCCGUGGAAAAAGUAUUAAUGUACCUAAAGGCAUACAGACCAUAUUUGAUAGUUUAUUCGGCACGAAUACAAAUCAGAAGUGCAAGGUGCUGUCACUCCAAUUUGCCGAGCUUAUGCUUAAAGAUGGUCCACAUGAAGUGAUCUCUAAAGUAUCCAAAGUUAUUUUAACGGGUAUUGUUAAAAUCACCGGACGUGAAUGUGUAGAGCCCAAUGAUGUACAAAACGCAGCAUAUGCCGCUUUAGCUCAACAUGCUCGCAGUUUCCCUCAGGAUGUCAAUCAAGACCUAAAACUUGUACUUAGUUGUUUUAAUAGUUUGUCCACAAGCACCAUUGAAUCUCAGGCUUCGAUACGUGAGGCGCUCAUAUCAAUGGCAACCGCUUUUGCCUGGAAAGCAACGUACGUAACAAAUGCUAUUAACUCUAAGAGUAAUGAAACAUCUGUGAAGCUAACUGGACAGCAGCAGUUACUGCUGGCCAUGCUAAUCGACAAUGCGGAAUCUAGUGCUCAAAUUGUGCAAAACGUAACGAGUGUUUUUCUCACAAAUUGCUUUCCACCACAUUAUGCGCCACCGCGGUAUCUCUUGCUGCUUAUCGCAGGUGAACGGAAUUCUCUCCGCGAAAAUGUAACAACGUUUCUCUACGGUACCUCCAAGAAAGAUCACGUUAACUUUGACAUGUUGCAUUCCAUUGAGCAUCUAGGGAGUAAUCCAAUAGACAACUCGAAUAAGUUAUUGCCUGAGCAACGCCAUAUUGUGCUACCUAGUUUUAGUGACAUGAUGGCAUACGUUAACGAGAUGGCCCAAAAACGAAUAAAAAAGAAUACUGCUCGUAUACUAGUAGGUGGUAGAACACUGCCUUUCAGCCUAGAAGCAUACGAAGAGAUUCAGUACUAUCUUCGCAUUUGUCUAUGGUAUUCUGCUGGCAUUAAAUCGGCACCGGGAAAUGAAAAAUAUGUAAAGGAGUUGAGACAACAUAUUGUUUUGAAUUACAACGUAAAUGAUGAGAACAAUGCUCUGCACCAAUAUUUACUGUUCCUGCAACAUAGCUUAGAGGUCAAACGCUCGGAAUCGAAUUUGCUGUGCCUGUAUGAUCUGUUAAAUGCAGCUCCCGAGAUAUUUGCUGUCAAGCAAAUACAUUUGCUUGAGCCACUAAGCAACUCGUUAAGGGAUGUAUCAGAAACGAUGCGCGUGCAUGUGGCUCAAGUAUACGCCAUUCUUUUGGCGUUUGGAUUGCCGGAUGACCAAUUCGAUCAGGAAGUAGGCAAAUGCCUGACAAGUUUUUCUCAACAAACACUGGAGCACCAGCAUGGCUGGCUUUUGGUUUUAGGACAAAGCUUAAAUAGAAAAAUUGAAUUUUUGCUGCGGCAACGGUCGAUGAAAGAUUUCGGAAAGUGGGGAAUCUUCGUAGAUACAAUCAAAGUUAUAGCUAAAAUGCUUUCCGAGACGCAGUGGCUGCUCGUUUCAGCGGCGGUCAAAUGCAUCUGCAUGAUAGGCAAAACCGUUCAGAUACCAAAUGUGCAUGAAGAAUUUCAAGUGAUUUGCAAUAAUGAUAAAGAAAAAUUAGCAGAAGACAAAACGUCAACCAAGCUAAUUAUAUUUGAGAGAGUUUUUCAGCUUUUAUGCACUACUUCAGUGCGCCAAAAGAUACGAGAAGAGGCAGCUAAAUGCCUGGGGUACUUAGCAAUUGGUGAUGGCGCUUACUUUAGUUUACGAAAUUUGGACAAAAUACUAUCGCUGGUCAAGUUACAAAAGGAUGCAGCUCUAAACAUUGCAAUAUCGGAGGCCAUUGUCAACACAAUAUGCGGUUACGAUGUUAAUGUUGGUCCGCCGGCUGAAGACUUUGUGAAUAUUCAUUGCAACGAUGACGCGUUUGAGAAGUUUUUGAAUUCCCUCCUAACGCUUGCAACUGAGCCAAAUCAACACUCCCGUCAGGCCGUCUCUGUUUGGUUGCUGGGAGUUGUCAAGCACUGCAGCCUCCGACCGUCUGUACUCAACAAAAAACAAUUGCUGCAACUGACCUUCAUAGAGCUGUUAUCUGAUGAUAGCGAAUUCGUUCAAGAUGUUGCUUCACGGGGUCUCAGCCUGGUCUAUUCACUCUCCGAUGCGAACGGUCAAACUGACUUGGCUAACUCACUACUAGAUCAGCUGAUCGGAGGCAAACGCAAGGUCAAUCAGGUUGCGCCGAACACAGAACUUUUUGCAGAGGGUACCCUCGGGAAAACACCAAUGGGUGGAAACAUUACAACUUAUAAGGAGCUGUGCGCACUUGCAUCGGAUCUAAACCAGCCCGACAUGAUAUAUAAAUUCAUGCAACUUGCUAAUCACAAUGCCACUUGGACAAGCAAGCUAGGUGCAGCUUUUGGCAUCAAGACACUAUCUGCAGAUUCACGUCUAAAAAUGCAGCCGUAUCUAGGUAAAAUAAUACCGAGGCUUUAUCGCUAUAAAUACGACCCAACACCAAAGAUACAAAAUUCUAUGAUUACAAUUUGGGAUUCAAUUGUCAUCGAUUCCAAAAAUGCUAUUGAGCAAUAUUAUUGGGAAAUAUUUCAUGAACUUUUGGAGAAUUUCACAAGCAAAGAGUGGCGGGUGCGCAUCGCUUGCUGUCUGGCAGUGAGGGACUUACUGAAGCGUCCCAAUGGCUUGCGCUUACGGAGCGAGGAAUGUAAGCCAAAUGCCACUUCUUCUUCGCUACAAAAAAUAUCGGAAGGAAUGGAUGUAGAUGAGGUUCCUGAACCCGAGCUAAAGGAGCUUUGGUAUCAGCUUUUCCGAGUCAUGGAUGAUAUACACGAGGGCACGCGACUAGCCGCUCAAGGUACUGCUACUGUUUUAGGCAAGCUUUGUACGGUCGCAGUCUCGGAGGAGCAUGGAAAAUUACGAAGUGCAGUAGCAACUUCCGUACUACCAUUUCUGCUUAAUGAGGGCGUGGACCAUAAAGUUGGGGAAAUUCGCAACGUGAGCUUAAAGACCAUUUCGGAUAUGAUUGAAUCAUCGCGUGUGAAUAUAGCACCACAUCUGGUGACACUAAUACCCUGUUUGCUAAAGGCCACGGGUGAGCUAGAAAGCUUGAAGCUCUCCUAUGUGUCAACACGUUUGGGCGCUGACAACGAGGCGCAAGAAGCUGUUGACUCGUUACGCGCAGAGGCAGCCAAAUCACAUCAUACAAUGGAAACAAUUAACAAAUGCGUACAAUUUAUAGAAUAUCCAGUGCUUGAGAAGAUGACGCCUUCAGUUUUAGAGCUAAUGAAGACCAGCGUCAAUUUGGGUACCAAAAUUGGAUGCGCGCAUUUUGUUUGUCUGAUCACCAUACGAUUAGGCAAAGAGAUGACGCCUUUGGUCAGCAAAUACUUGGGCGCUUGCUUCUUAGGAAUAAAAGAUCGCAACGCAAUUGUACGCAAAUACAACGCCAGUGCGAUUGGGCAUCUAAUGGGUUUGGCUAAGGAUCAAUCCAUCAAAAAUCUCUUCCAAAAACUCGAUGAGCUUUAUAUGGAGCAGCCUGGCAAUCGCGCCAUCGCCUUGACUAUACAAUCAAUGAAUAAGCGCAAUCACGAGAUGUUGAAAGACUACAUGGAUAAUGUACUGCCGCUUAUUUUCUACGCUAUGCACGAAGAAGAAAAUAUGGACUCUAAAACCAAUAUAGAAAUGUGGAAGGAUUUAUGGAGCGACAUAAACACCGGAGAUGCCGGCAUUCGCCUCAAUCUCCAUGCUAUUAUACCGAAACUGGAAGUUUCGCUAGUAGAUGCCAGUUGGUCGCGAAAGACGCAGGCUGGUAAUGCCAUUCAUACCAUAGCAGUUCGAUUGGGGCCCAGGUUAGAGGAGGCAGAGCGUGUACGCCUCAUUAUGCAGUUGCUUUCGGCACUAUACGGACGGACAUUUCAAGGAAAGGGGCGUCUUCUACAGGCAUUGGCUUCGCUUUGCAAACACCUUAAUCGACAGCACGAGAUAUGCCUAAGUAUUAUAGAAGCUUGUAUGCGUGAAGCACGAAAAGAGGAGCCGCACUAUCGUAUUCUGGCAUUGAAAGCUCUUGGUGAUGUUUUGGAGUUACUUGAAGCGGAUCGUUUUGAGGAAGUUUACAACAUGAUUUGGUAUUUGUUGGAAAUGAAGGAUCUGGGCAUAAACAAUUUGGAAGAUGAGGACGAAAUGUUUUUGGUCAAGGAUCAGACGAUAGAUGAGCGAAACAAGCGCGCUCAGAUCCUAAACAAUUUAAAAGAAGUAGUUUGGGAAACAUUAGGUAAAUCAUGGCCCAAGCAUGCCAUCGAGACGCAGCGUAAGUUUCAGUUGCUGUUCGCCACUCAUUGCACAACAAUUCUAAGCGAAAGCACGCGGCCAGUACAAGUAAGUCUUUUGGCUGCUUUAACCAAAUACAUUGAGCGGCUGUACAUUUUUGAUGAAGCUGCUGAAUUUUCUCAGCUAUCAGAAGUAAAUAGUGAAAAAAAACUUAAAACCGAGUCGCAAUUUAUGCAAACACACGAAAUAAUUGUAAAGCAGAUUAGCACCGAUGUAUUGGCCGCUGUUUCCCUGGCCGCCGCACUACCCCAUACGGGUCUAAAGAAGGAAGCCUUGAACAUAAUUUUAGUGUUAAUAAAACGUGUAAACAUAAACGACAAGCAAACUUUAACAGUUAUCAAGCAGAAUUUCGAAUCAAAUCUUGAACAUUUUCAACGCGACUCUGCUCCAGAGGUUCGCUGCCGCAUUAAGGACAUCGAGAAAAAACUGAGCAAUUUAAAUUAAAUGGUGAUGGAGAAAACUGCAAAAAUGUUCAUUUCGUAGGUACUGGAAAUUAUAUAAACCGUGUCUUUAUUGACAGCAUAUAGAAAUUAAUUCCCGCAAAGUUAAUUUAAAUAAAAUAAAAUCU